GGGCGGCGCGCCCCCGGGCCUCCUCCCGCCCCGCCGCCGGUCCGCUCCGCCCGCGCGCCAUGGGCAGCGGCAGCAGCCGGAGCGGCCGCGCCCUGCGGCGUCUGCGCAGCCCCGACAGCCGGCCGGCGGGGCCCGGCGGGGCAGCCCCGGAGGGCGGGACGGGGCCGCCGGUUUCUGCGCCGGCGGUGGCAGCGGCCGGGGAGGAGGCCCCGGAGGCGGCGGCCGGGACCGAUCCCGGCCCCGCGGCGCCCCUCGACGGCGGGGACGAGACCCUGCGUCUGCUGGACCAGCUGUUGGCCGAGUCGGCGGGCUGGGGCCCCGCGGAGCUGGCCCCGCGGGGCCCGGCGCUGCCCAAACCCGCAGCAGGCGCCUGGAGCCCGGUGUCCCCAAAGCAGAGCGCUGAAGACCACCCAGAGGGCAGCCAUGUCUCUGAGGCCCCAGGCAGCUGCCACAAGAAGCCCGAGAGGCAGUCGGCUAUCACAUAUGACUACUCCGAGGAGGAGCUGAUGGCCAGCAUUGAGCGGGAGUACUGCUGCUGAGGCCGGUGCAGCAGCAGCCUCACUGUCACCCAGCAACCAACCAACGUGCCAUUCCUCCCAGACCCAGCCCCAUCUGACCAGAACUGGCUGGGGGCGCACGUUCCAAGAUCUUUCACAACUGGCCUCUUCAAAUCCACAUUCAGACAGUUCUGAACAUGGCUGGCUGCUGGUCAUCGUGCUUGCUGGCAAGAGAUGAUCAGCCGUGCAGACCCAGGCAGAAGGAAGGUGCGAGUGCCGGGGAGAGCCAUCUACAAGGGUCUCUCGAAUCCUGAAACACUUUCCCUUUCUGAUGCCCACUCGCCACGUGCUCCAAGGGAGGCUCAUUAGCUGAGUGUGGCUCAGACACGAGGCUACAGGGCCUCACACGUGUCCCACAGCGCCCCGGGGAGGUCUCCCACUGGAGGGCACAUCUAGGAGGUAUGCCUUGCGGAGCUGGAGGGAGUCACCCUCAGGUUUGUGAAUGAGUCUCAUGGAGAUGUUGCAGAUUCUGAUUCCAUGGGUCUGGGGCACGGCCUAUGAGUCUGCAGGUCUCAGCAGUUCCCAGGUGAGACCCAGGCUGCUGGGUCCCAGCUGCGCCCAGAGCGGCAGGGACUGAGCCCAAGCCUUCUGCCUGGCUGGAUCUUCCUUCCCUGGUGCCGGAGGCCGCUCAGAGCCACAGCCCAGCCCCCUCCCCAGAGAGAGGCAUGUGCGCCUGCAGUGUGUGUGUUGUGGGGGGACCAGAGCCAGAGUCCCCAGUUCUGAUCCUUGCCCUCGAACUAACCUGCAGUCACUUCCCCACUCUGGGCCUCGGGGUCCCUCUCUAGAAAGUGAGUCCCAGAGUUGUGUCCCCCACCCCCCUGCUCUGACCAUCUGGGAUUACACAUCCCAGGCGUCCUUGGUCUCCUUGUUCCCCUGGGGGCACGGGACUGCCUCCCCUGCUGGGGGUGAGCCCCAGUCCCACGUGCUCAGGGCCACCUGCUCUUCCACCUGGUAGAAGGAAGAAAAUCACAGCAGUGAGGCCAGAAGAGCCUUAGAACAUCUCCAGUGGACAAAUGAGGAAGCCAGUGCCUUGUGAACCAGGGGGCCCUUGGGGGAGACCCACAGCCUGACUGGAAGGGAGGCCCCUGCUGUGGGCCCAGCGUGGCUGCUGUCUGAAAGUUCAGGGUAGCAGGCGAUAAAGAGCCCAGGAGGGGGGAGACCUGGGAGGCAGGCCCUCCAGAGCAGCUGGCCAGGACGUGGGUAAAAAAAGAAGGGCACGUAGAGGGUACCUGUUCGCCUCCUGAAGCCAGAACGGGUCUCAGCUUGUCCAGUGUUCCCCACCCACGUACAGGUGAUUCCUCCACAGCGUCACCUGCAAGAGCAUCUCAGGGCUCGAGGAACGGCCACCUGGCACCGUGCCCAGGCCACAGGCCUGCUGCCCAAAUGGGCAAACAGGCAUUUCCACAAACCUCUGUGACUUGGCAAGGGUGCCUUUGAUCAGAUGUUUCAUGGCAGGGAGAUUUUAAACUUCGAGGCUUUGAUGGAACCAUGGAUCCUUCCAGCAAAUGCCCCAGAGGGUUGGCUCAGAACCUCCCCCAAACCAGAGCUAUUUCUCAUCCAAGCCCAAACCAUUUGUUUUGAUAUGAAGAUUAAACCUGUUAUUAUCAUAAUAAUACAGAUACUUCUUUUUGAAGUUAAAAUUUUGUUUCUCCCUACUAGACAGAUCAGGCCUUGACUUUAACAAUGUAAAUGUUUAGUUUUAUAUCAUUCAUUUGGUGAAUUAAUUCAGCCAGAAAGUUGACACCCUGUACUUUCCCAUGGAAACCUCAUAAAACCCUUCACGAAACAAAAGCAUUAAGGAAAAGAAUUCCUCAUGACAUUUGAUGUCACCAAUGGGGUGAAUACACUUCAUCAAAGCUGAGAAGUCACAGCGGUCAUUCUCAGGUCUUCAUAUUUUUUUUAUUCCCCCAAUUCAGGAAAAAAAUGUGUCUUCUGGAUGGUGUUUGACAAUAAAGCGGCGUGUCCCAGCUUU
Molecule: messenger RNA, 2529 nt
Organism: Cervus elaphus (red deer)
Lineage: Eukaryota; Metazoa; Chordata; Mammalia; Artiodactyla; Cervidae
Gene: CYS1
Product: cystin 1
Exons: 3
Coding region: 60-539 (159 amino acids)
Source: RefSeq, a predicted model, not a curated record